CUCAUCUCACCGGAAAAACUCUCUCCGGUUCCUUUUACCUCACGCCACUUCAUCUUCUCACCCAUUAAUAGGAAGAAAUAUAUCAUCACAUAUUUAUUACCAUUAAUCGAAGUCAUUUUUUAUUUUUAUAUUACUUAGUAUAAUUACACUUUGCCCCUUCCAUUCACACUUCAUAUUUUUAUUUUCUUUGUAUAUAUAUUUAUUUAUUUACUUCUAAUCUUCUUCCUAGACGUAACCGUUUUUAUCCAUCGCUGAACUCAUGCGAAUUCCGCUUGGAUAAUUUCCCGCCUCAGUUCCAUGCUUCGGGUGGUGAUCGCCACCGCCUUCCUCCGCCGCCACGUCACCGCCGUCGAAUUCAACGAUUUGGCAGUUAGUCCCCGGUGCUAAUACAAAUUUUCCACAUGCAUCCUUUCUGCUGCGUCUCCGCCAUUUCCGACCAGGCCUCCCCAGUCAAACCCUCGUCCACUCAUUUCUCCGACUUCGCCGUGCCUCCGCUUCCCACCGCCGCCAUUAGAUCCGUUUCGAUUCCCCGGCACAUGAACAACCACAACCACAACCACAUCCGCAAUCAGAGUCACAGCAGCAAUCACUCCAUCAGCAACAGCGAGCACGGACGCGUGAGUCAGCGGGAGCAGCCGGUGGUGGUGGACGUCAAGAUAAAUGACCUCGUCGGCAAUGGAAUCUCCGGUAUACUCUACAAGUGGGUCAAUUACGGGAAAGGAUGGAGGCCUCGAUGGUUCGUCCUUCAGGACGGCGUGCUCUCCUACUUCAAGAUUCACGGACCUGAUAAGAUCACCGUCAAUCACGAAACCGAGAAAGGCUCCAAGGUUAUCGGCGACGAAUCCAUGCGGAGGAUUGCUCGCAACCGCAACUCUUAUCCCUAUCAACACCGACGAAAGCCCUUUGGAGAAAUCCAUCUCAAGGUUUCAACGAUUCGCGAGAGCAAAUCCGAUGACAAGCGAUUUUCCGUUUUCACUGGAACGAAGAGACUCCACUUGAGAGCCGAGACACGUGAAGAUCGAGUGGCAUGGAUGGAGGCAUUGCAGGCAGUGAAAGACAUGUUCCCCCGGAUGUCCAAUAGUGAGUUGAUGGCUCCGGUGGACAAUGUAACCAUUUCAACUGAGAAACUGAGACUUCGACUUGUGCAAGAAGGAGUAAGCGAAGCAGCCAUCCAGGACAGUGAGCAAAUUAUGAGAAGUGAGUUUGCAGCGCUACAAAACCAUCUUGUUCUGCUUAAGCAGAAGCAGUCGAUCCUAGUCGACACGUUACGGCAAUUAGAGACAGAAAAGGUUGAUCUGGAGAAUACAGUUGUUGAUGAGAGCCAAAGGCAGUGGAACGAUCAAGAGGCUUCUUUUAGAUUAACGCAAGAAAAAUUUAGCGAUUUUCCUAUUUUUAAUUCAGAAGGCAGUGCAAGUGAAUCUGAGGAUGAUAAUGAGAGAAAUGAUGCUGCAGAGGAAGAAACAGAUGAUGAUGACAAUGCCUUUUUUGAUACUCGAGAUUUUCUGUCAUCCAGUUCUUUUAAAAGUAACGGGUCUGACUAUAGAGUAUCAUCUCUCUCUUCAGAUAAUGAUGGGCUCUGUGCAUUUGAAUCAGAGGAGGAUGUUGAUCCUUCAAUUAGAUAUGUUGGAGCCAACUACCCUCUUGUUAAGCGGCGUAAGAAAUUGCCAGACCCUGCAGAAAAAGAGAAAGGUGUUAGUCUUUGGUCAAUGAUUAAGGAUAAUAUAGGGAAGGAUUUAACAAAAGUUUGCCUUCCUGUUUAUUUUAAUGAGCCUCUCUCCUCGCUGCAAAAAUGUUUUGAAGAAAUGGAGUAUUCAUAUCUGCUUGACCAAGCAUAUGAAUGGGGAAGAAGGGGCAAUAGCCUCAUGAGGAUUCUCUAUGUCGCUGCUUUUGCUGUAUCUGGCUAUGCUUCAACUGAAGGAAGAAUUUGCAAACCAUUUAAUCCAUUACUUGGGGAAACGUAUGAGGCAAACAAUCCAGACAAAGGCCUUCGUUUUUUCUCAGAGAAGGUCAGUCAUCACCCUAUGAUAGUUGCAUGUCACUGUGAGGGUACAGGUUGGAAAUUUUGGGGGGAUAGCAACUUAAAGAGCAAAUUUUGGGGCCGAUCAAUUCAACUUGACCCUAUCGGUAUUUUGACUUUGGAAUUUGAUGAUGGGGAAGUUUUCCAGUGGAGCAAGGUUACUACAUCAAUAUACAAUCUAAUAUUGGGAAAGCUAUACUGUGAUCACUACGGUACAAUGCGUAUACAGGGAAACCGAGAGUACUCGUGUAAAUUGAAAUUCAAGGAACAAUCUAUUAUUGAUCGAAAUCCUCACCAGGUUCAUGGUAUCAUUCAAGACAGGAAUGGAAAAACAGCAUCAACUUUGUUUGGAAAAUGGGAUGAAAGCAUGCAUUAUGUUAAUGGAGACUACACUGGGAAGGGGAAAAGUCAGGAAUCUUUGUCGGAAGCCCAUUUACUCUGGAAGAGAAGCAAGCCUCCCAAGUUUCCCACUAGAUACAACUUCACUCGCUUUGCCAUCACAUUAAAUGAACUAACACCUGGAUUGAAGGAGAAGUUGCCACCUACAGAUUCCAGGUUAAGACCAGACCAAAGGUAUUUGGAAAAUGGGGAGUACGAAAUGGCAAAUUCAGAAAAGUUACGGCUAGAGCAGCGGCAACGCCAGGCUCGGAAGAUGCAAGAGCGGGGUUGGAAACCACGGUGGUUUGCUAAGGAUAAAGGGAGCGAGACAUACCGCUAUAUAGGAGGGUAUUGGGAGGCUCAAGAACAAGGAAAGUGGGACUCCUGUCCUGACAUCUUUGGCCAAAUUCCUUCGGAUCAUCUUUCUGACGAAGGCCAAGUUACAUUUUAGUUUUUCAAAUUUUUUUCCUCCAAAUUUUUUCCUGAUGGGUGUCCAAUGACUGCUAGUUCGUAGUUAAUGGUACAUCCAUGAAAUUCAUGUUAGUCAAUCAGAUGAAAAUAU
This is a messenger RNA of Gastrolobium bilobum, 2957 nucleotides long. RefSeq names its product oxysterol-binding protein-related protein 1C-like. The record is from RefSeq and is a predicted model, not a curated record. The transcript is spliced from 10 exons. Bases 402 to 2846 code for a protein of 814 amino acids. Gene Ontology annotation, molecular function: sterol binding. NCBI's taxonomy places the organism in Eukaryota, Viridiplantae, Streptophyta, Magnoliopsida, Fabales, Fabaceae. Gene Ontology annotation, cellular component: intracellular membrane-bounded organelle; membrane; cytosol.